UGGGCGUGGGGAAGCUGGGGCAGGAAGCACAACCAUGAAAUCUUUGGAUAAGCUUCUUGCAGCCAGAGGGUGUAAACGUUCUCACUGUCCAGCCUUUCCUGAAGUGUUACCAUUUUUAGGAAGUCCAAGUCCUCAGUGGGUGUUUGUCUCACUGAGCUGUGCCUUAUUUCAGUUGAAUAAUGCAAGAGAGAAAGGAUCUGGUGGUGGAUUUUUUUAAAGGGGAAGUAAGGCAGGAUUUUCAUAUACAUUUUUCUCUCAUUAAGAGGAAGAUAGUAAAGUUCAUGUGACCUUGUUUUUGACGUGCACAGUUUUUCUGCUCUUGGUGCUUCAGGAUGAAGAUCAUUUUAGUGAUUUUUAGUCCAACCCCCUCCCCCACCAUGGCCUCAGUUACCAAACAUGGUAGAAGCGAGGUGAAAACUAGAAAAAUUCAAGACAGGAAACUGCUGAGGGCUGGGAUCUGAGUCAAGGAGAAAGCUUAUCGAGACCCGGUGAGAACACGGAGCCUCUGUAACCUGCUGUUGCCCUGAGCUGUGCUCAUGCAGAGUCGGGGGAGAAACUGUGAGAGCCAGCAGUUGCUACAGCUUUUUUCUGUUCCCCUAAUUUUCCCAGAUUUCCCAGUCAAUACCUUGUGGACAGUUGGUAGCUCAGCAUCUUUACGUCUCUCUGUCAGUUUCCUUAGUGUCUCAUACUUCCCAACGUCUGUAGUCUCUUUUUUCUUCUUUGUAUCAUCAGCCCCCCUGUCCAGAAGUAAGUUCUGUGGUAACAGAUGGGGAUUAUUUUUUUCUAUCUUGCAGUCCAAGAGCUCGGAAAAGAGGCAGCGAGUGCUCUUCAGAGAAACUGUAGAUUUUCUGGGCUUCAGGAUGAGGGCAGCAGACUUAUAGUCCUUGGGCAUGUCCCACAAUGAAUUUUGGGAUACACGCCGUGAACUUCAAAAAUAUCUGAGCUGGAAUUCUCAUAACGAAACUGAUCCUGUAUGUGGGACAGCUGUGCCGGUUCCGCAGAUCCUAGCGUUUCCUGCACAGACACCGAAAUGGCACCUGAGCUCGUCUUGCCUGAGUCCCAGAUCUCAUUGACAUUUGAAGAAGUGGCUCUGUAUUUUUCCCAGGAAGAAUGGGAGUUCCUGAAUCCCAUGCAGAAGGCCCUCUACAAUGAUGUAAUGCGAGAAAACUAUGAGACUGUCAUCUCUCUAGCUGUGCCUCUUCACCAGAUUCUAGCCUUUUCUGAGAAGGCAAAUGCCAAAGACUGGACAGUGACGCCUGACCUCGUCUUGUCUGAGUCCCAGAACUUGUUGACAUUUGAAGAAGUGGCCAUGUAUUUUUCCCAGGAAGAAUGGGAGUUACUGGAUCCCACUCAGGAGGCCCUCUACAAUGAUGUAAUGCGGGAAAACUAUGAGACUAUCAUCUCUCUAGCUUUAUUUGUGCUCCCCAAACCUAAAGUGAUCUCUUAUCUAGAGCAAGGGGAAGAGCCGUGGGUUCAAGGGUCCACAGAGUUCAAGGACAGUCCUGGAGAGCUGCCUACAGGAAUAAAGCACAAAAGUGGCACUGAAAACCACCAGCCUAUAUGUCUUUCUGAUUUAGAAUUACAAUCACCAAGAGACAUAGUAUCAAAAAAGGCCCAAGCAAAAGUUCCCCCGAAAACAACAGGCAAAGAAAACCAUGGUGAUACACACAGGAUGGGAAAGUGGCACCAAGAGUUUCCAGUGAAUCAAACAAAGGAACUUUCAAUCUGGGAAGAAGAGCUUCAGAGACUGAUGGACCUUCACAAGAAAGCCCGUGCAGUAGAGAAGCCUUUUACAUGCCAGGAGUGUCGGAAAAACUUCAGACUGACUUCUGAUCUUACUAAACACAAAAAAAUUCACACUGAAGUGAAGCCGUAUAAAUGUCAGCAUUGUGGUAAGAGCUUUAGAGGGAAAUCAGAUCUUAAUAAGCACAUAACAAUACACCAAGGAAUAAAACCAUAUAAAUGUUCCUGGUGUGGGAAAAGCUUCAGUCAAAAUUCAAAUCUCCGUACACACCAAAGAACUCACACUGGAGAGAAACCCUUUAUGUGUUAUGUAUGUGGAAAGAAAUUCAGUCAGAAUUCCCACCUUACUAAACACCGGAGAACGCACAUGUAGCAUCAGCUUGAGAAACUAGGAGGCAGUCAAGCCUUAUUACAUACCGAACAUGCCACUACUGAAUAGAAACUAUACAGAGUCCUUAGUCUGAAGAGAUUCACCAAGUAGAGCUUAAUUCUGAUGUUAAUGUAAAAAUACGAGAUUAUGAAGCUUGAGUAAUUCUAUAUCGAUGGAAAAUUUGGUGAUAUAAACAUGUUUCUGAGAAAGGAAUCAAGGUUGACUCUGCAGGGGAUGCAUUAAUUUUGUACUACUUGGAUUUUUACAUAUAAAUCUUCAGGGAAUUCCUUGCAAGAAAGGCAUUCGAAGAACUUUCUGAAUAAGGAAUGUACUAUUUUGUGAUUGUAUUUGGCAGCAAAUUCACAUUCAAAUAGAAAAAUACAUCCAUGAAUUAAUCA
Suricata suricatta (meerkat) is the source of this 2511-nucleotide messenger RNA. Its product is annotated as zinc finger protein 75A-like. The coding region runs from base 974 to 2116 and encodes 380 amino acids. The transcript is spliced from 7 exons. Gene Ontology annotation, biological process: regulation of DNA-templated transcription. The record is from RefSeq and is a predicted model, not a curated record. NCBI's taxonomy places the organism in Eukaryota, Metazoa, Chordata, Mammalia, Carnivora, Herpestidae.